Mobula hypostoma (lesser devil ray) is the source of this 2239-nucleotide messenger RNA. RefSeq names its product phosphoglucomutase 5 (gene pgm5). Lineage: Eukaryota; Metazoa; Chordata; Chondrichthyes; Myliobatiformes; Myliobatidae. The record is from RefSeq and is a predicted model, not a curated record. Gene Ontology annotation, cellular component: adherens junction; cell-substrate junction; sarcolemma. The transcript has 11 exons. Bases 143 to 1843 code for a protein of 566 amino acids. Gene Ontology annotation, molecular function: magnesium ion binding; phosphoglucomutase activity. Gene Ontology annotation, biological process: myofibril assembly; striated muscle tissue development; carbohydrate metabolic process.
UUUACUCCGCGUGUAUGUGUGUGUGUAUGUGUAUGUGUGUGUGUGUGUGUGUGUGUGUGUGUGUGUGUGUUGUUAGCGACUCCUAGUUCAAAGUCUGUGAACGCGUAUCAGCAGCAUCCAGUAUUAGGGGAGCAGGAGGAUCAUGGAAAACAACCCUAUCCCUGUUGUGACUAUCCAGACCGUCCCUUACGAAGACCAGAGACCCGGGACCAGCGGAUUGAGGAAGAAAACCUCUGUCUUCGAAAACAAGAGGAACUAUCUGCAGAACUUUAUCCAGAGUGUCCUGUCCUCUAUAGAUCUGAGGGACCGGCAGGGGUGCACUAUGGUUUUGGGAAGUGAUGGUCGAUACUUCAGCAGAUCCGCGAUAGAGACCAUUGUGCAGAUGGCCGCUGCCAACGGGAUUGGACGACUGGUGAUCGGCCAGCAUGGGAUCCUGUCCACCCCCGCUGUCUCCUGCAUUAUCAGGAAGGUGAAGGCCAUUGGAGGAAUUGUUCUCACAGCAAGUCACAAUCCUGGAGGACCAGGCGGGGACUUUGGUGUGAAGUUUAAUGUGGCUAACGGAGGGCCAGCUCCUGAGUCAGUGACAGAGAAGAUCUACCAGAUCAGUAAAACCAUAGAAGAGUUUGCAAUCUGUUCAGAUUUAAGAGUGGACCUCUCUCGGCUGGGCAGACAAGAAUUUGACCUGGAGAACAAGUUUAAACCAUUCCGAGUUGAAAUUGUAGACACAGUAGAUGUUUACCUCAACAUGCUGAGAACCAUCUUUGACUUCAGUGCCAUCAGAGGAUUACUCACAGGACCUAACCAACUGAAAAUAAGGAUAGAUGCCAUGCAUGGAGUUAUGGGUCCCUAUGUAAGGCGAAUACUCUGUGAUGAACUUGGAGCUCCUGCAAACUCUGCUGUCAAUUGCGUUCCAAUGGAAGACUUUGGAGGACAUCACCCAGACCCAAACCUCACAUAUGCUACCUCUCUUCUUGAGGCAAUGAAAGGAGGGGAAUAUGGAUUUGGUGCAGCCUUUGAUGGAGAUGGGGAUCGUAACUUGAUCCUUGGGCGAAAUGGGUUCUUUGUCAAUCCCUCGGACUCAGUUGCUGUGAUUGCUGCAAACAUCUCCUGCAUUCCGUACUUCCAGAAAAUGGGAAUUCGAGGAUUUGCAAGGAGCAUGCCCACCAGUAGAGCACUUGACAGGGUGGGUGAAGCCAUGAAGAUCCCGGUUUAUGAAACUCCAACAGGCUGGAAGUUCUUUGGGAAUUUAAUGGAUGCUGGAAAGUGCUCUCUUUGUGGGGAGGAGAGCUUUGGUACAGGGUCCGACCACAUUCGAGAGAAAGACGGUCUCUGGGCUGUCCUUGCAUGGCUGUCCAUCAUUGCAGCUCGUAAACAGAGCGUAGAAGAGAUACUGAAGGAUCACUGGGCAAGGUUCGGUCGGAAUUACUACUGCAGGUUUGAUUAUGAGGAAGUUGACCCCCGGUUGUCCUUCCACUUGAUGAGGGACCUUGAAGCUCUAAUUAUGGAACGGUCGUUUACCAAUCAGCAAUUCGCCGUGGGCAGUCAUAAUUACACAGUGGAGAAAACAGAAAACUUUGAAUACACGGAUCCCGUUGAUGGCACUGUAACCAGAAACCAGGGGCUGCGAUUGACAUUCACAGACGGCUCUAGAAUCGUCUUCAGGUUGAGCGGGACCGGGAGUAUGCGAUCUACCAUAAGAUUCUAUGUGGAGAGUUACGAAAGGGACCCAAGCAGAAACAACAAAGAACCACAGGUUGUGCUGGGGCCGCUCAUUGCCAUUGCACUGAAGCUGUCACAUAUCCACGAGCGGACAGGCCGCAAAGGACCCACAGUCAUCACCUGAGCAUGGCCCAUCGCCGUCGCCGCCCAGAGAUUCUGUAGUUAUUCUGUUUGUCUCAGCUGCUCACGCCGUACACCUUCCUACCCACGUGCUGGCAAAACAUUACCGAAAACAGGGGAAGCGAAAAACAAAGUUUUGCAAAAAAAAAGAGAGAUCAUUUCUUAUGUUUAUCUGCCUGUAUUAACAAUAUUGUUGUGUUUUAUAAAGAACCAGCGUGUUAUUCUUGCAUGCAGUGUUAUUUGGGUUAGCAAAUAGGAGAGCUGUGUUUUAUCCCCAUGUUGUAGUUUAGGGUACAAUAUCACACAAUGACUAUGUACAAUUAUCAUACUGUAAACCAUCAUUGAAGAUUGAAAUCUGUUUCCUUCCCCACCCGGAAACAAAUACUAUUAAACUAUAUUG